AUGUCUCUUUUACCUUUCAUAUGGCUUUUCCUGCCGAAUGUUGUUCGCUCAAUACUAGAGAACAGUGUGGAGAAUGGCGUGGUCAGGUAAAUUAAAUCUGAGUUGAAUUGAGUUAGGUCUUAGUUCAAAAAUAUUUUAACCUAAUACAAAAAGUUUCCGGAUCGAUUAAAAGAAAAAAAUAUUAAGAAAAUUCCUCAUAGUCUAUUCAUAUUUCUUUUGUCCAUUUUCUGAAGCACAUUUUUUGGUUCACAAACUUCUCCAAUGCAUAUUUCAGCACCCCAAAGCCAAAUAUCAUUCUGUUCAUUGCGGACGACCAGGAUUCUCUCCUCGGAUCAAUGGAAUUUAUGCCUAAGACCUUAAAAUUUAUGAGGAAACGAGGCGCUGAGUUCGAAAAUGCGUUUGUCUCCACACCAAUGUGUUGUCCCAGUCGGACGUCGAUUUUGACCGGCCUGUACGCACAUAACCACAAUGUUAUGACCAACAAUUUGAACUGCGCUGGAGCGGAAUGGAGGUAGUUCUCGGGGAUUCGCGCAAGUCGUUGAUUAAUAUUGGGCUUGAUUUUCAGUCGGAGUUUGCGACGAACAUGUCGAUCUUACCCUGUUAUUCAAUUUCAGAGACAAGUUUGAAAAAGAAACUUUUGCUGUUUAUCUGAGGGACGUCGGUUAUCAAACUGCUUAUUUUGGCAAAUAUCUUAACGAAUACGACGGGUCGUAUGUUCCUCCGGGAUGGGAUGAAUGGGCCGGACUAAUUCGCAACAGCCGCUUCUACAAUUAUACUGUAAACAGAAAUAAUGUAAAGGAAAAGCACGGUUUUGAUUAUUACGACGACUAUUUCACGGAUCUUGUUACGAACAGCACGACUGACUUUUUGGAGAAAAGAAUUCUACAAGAGCAAACAAAGCCCUUCCUGAUUGUCGUGUCAUAUCCGGCGCCACAUGGGCCAGAGGAUCCAGCUCCGCAAUAUGCAAAAAUGUUCGAAAACGUCGACACUCAUAGGUAAGUACUCUACGCGUCCCUCCACACACAGCAAAACAAGCUUUUUUAAGCAAUAGAGUCGCAUGUUACUGUGCACAAAUUUCAGGACGGCGGCUUGGAAUUACGCUCCCAACCCAGAUAAACAAUGGAUCUUACAACGGACGGGAAAAAUGGAAUCUACACACGUCUUCUUCACCGAUUUGCUUCACCGUCGAAGGCUGCAAACACUGCAAAGCGUCGACGAUUCUGUCCAGAGAGUAAGGAUCACAACUCUUCAACAACUUUUUUUAGAUUAUGAACUUUCUCCGCGCAACAAACCAACUACAGAACACUUUCACGAUGUACACCAGCGAUCAUGGCUACCAUCUUGGACAAUUCGGCUUAAUCAAAGGAAAGAGUAUGCCGUACGAAUUCGACAUCAAAGUCCCGUUUUUUAUUAGAGGACCUGGUAUUCACAAAGGAAUUAUGUAAGUUACGCUUCCCGAAUGUGUCAAAGCAUGCCCAGAAAACGCGAGCCAAUUCUCAACAUCGACAUAGCUCCGACCAUAUUGCACAUUGCCGGAAUUGACAUUCCAGAGAAAAUGAACGGAGAAUCCAUCUUGAAAGCGUUCGAAGCAGAGUUCAAGUGGCGCCAAACUGUGCUCAUCGAAAGGGGGUCAGUUCUUUGGUCGUAUGCGCUAAUCAUACCGUUUAAGAAAAAUGCCAAGGCUGAAGAAGGUUGGAGAACGCUUUAGGAAGCAAAAAGAGCAUUUCAACAAGUACUUAAUCAUCUCCAGGCAGUGUUCCAAAGCCAAAUAUAGCGCGCCUUGCAAAGCAAGACAGGUAAGGAGAUUUUUACAAUUUUUUUCUUUGCAAAAGUGUUAAAACUUACAUUAGUUUGCUGGUUUGGUUUUAAAAAAAUCCAGCAUCGUAAACUUCAAGUAACCAAAAUUCAGGACUGGGCGUGUGUAAAAAAUCCCCUUAACCGAUGGCGAAUAAUAAAGUGUCGGCAGCGCGAAGACGACGAAAAAUGUCAAUGUCGAGGAAAACGAGAUAUUCCGGUGUUUGGUGAAGAUUCUAAGGACCAGCUGGACAGAUGGGAAGAUGAAUUUCUGGCCGAAAGCUUUGACGAAAUACUUGCGGAGUCCGGCGAAUGGUUUCAAGGAACGUUGCAAGUUGAUGACGAAGCCAGAAAUCGAAUGAAAAGAGAGAUCAAUGAAAUUCGAUUGGAAGUGGUCGAUGAACAUGUUGAUGAAAACUCAGGACAAGAAGACAAAUUGUGUGCGUUCAAAUCGAAAAAAUGGUGUAGUCUUCCGGCAAACAUCACUCGAAGACAAUGGGAUCGGCGAAAAUACCGGGUUGACCUAAAAAUCCAAAAACUCAAGGACCGAAUACUUGCGAUCAAGGUACGGUACUAAUUUUUCUGCUUCAUAAAGAAGAUACUGAAAAUAGUCGUCUUAAGCGAAAAUGACUUCAUAUGUAGUACAUGAAUAUACAACACUCUAAGCAACGUUUCUAGGAUAUCCGAAAGGCCCUCCGACAAAGUAAACCUGAAGAGGAUUCUAAAGGAAUGUCUGACGUAAAUGCCGAAGAGAAAUGCGAUUGCGAACAAACUCGGAUGAAACAUCGGUUUAAGUAAGAAUCUUGCUUUAUAAAAAAUCGUCUUUUAGGAAUCCGUUUUUUGCGGCAAACAAUCGGACUCUCAAAAAUUGCACGUUGCCUCAGAUGAACUGUUUUGAGCACUCGGAUUCGCAUUGGAAAACCGAACCGAAGUGGCCUUCCGAACUGGGAUCAUUUUGUUUUUGUCAGAAUUCCAACAACAACACUUAUUGGUGUCUGCGGACGGUGAAUGAGACCCACAACUUUUUGUACUGCGAGUUUGUAACAGGAUUUCUGAGCUUCUACGACUUUAAUGUGGAUCCGAACCAGGUUAGUUAAGGAAGAGACCAAUAUCACCAACUUAGCAGGUUCAUUCGGUCAGUAUUACUGUGCGCUAGCCUUCCACUUGCUUAUUUAUUAUAAGUGAAAUGUGUGGAUCUUUAUGCUAGCAAUUGACAGCCGUUUCUAACCAAAUUUUUUCCAGCUGACAAACGCCAUCUUCGAGUUAGAAAACCACCGUUUAUCGCAGCUCAACGAUCAACUGCUCAACUUAAAAUCGUGUUCGAAUCAAGAAGAAUGCGAGAAUUACAGUGCGGCCGAUUGGGAUCAAAGAAUUAAACCGUUAGAAUCCCCAAAUCCGAGUAAUAACAGCGAAAUGAAAUCUGUUUAA
Bursaphelenchus xylophilus (pine wood nematode) is the source of this 3222-nucleotide messenger RNA. The record is from the annotation of a GenBank genome assembly. NCBI's taxonomy places the organism in Eukaryota, Metazoa, Nematoda, Chromadorea, Rhabditida, Aphelenchoididae.